This is a messenger RNA of Leptosomus discolor (cuckoo roller), 2305 nucleotides long. The record is from RefSeq and is a predicted model, not a curated record. Lineage: Eukaryota; Metazoa; Chordata; Aves; Leptosomiformes; Leptosomidae.
AAUGGAUGAUGAGGACUGUGAAAGAAGAAGAAUGGAGUGUUUAGAUGAAAUGUCCAAUCUUGAAAAGCAGUUUACAGACCUUAAAGACCAGCUUUACAAAGAAAGAUUAAGCCAAGUGGAUGCAAAACUACAAGAGGUCAUAGCUGGAAAAGCGCCUGAGUAUUUAGAACCGUUGGCAGCUUUACAAGAAAAUAUGCAAAUCCGAACCAAGGUGGCAGGUAUCUAUAGAGAGCUUUGUCUGGAAUCUGUGAAGAACAAGUAUGAAUGUGAAAUUCAAGCCUCUCGACAGCACUGUGAGAGUGAAAAGCUUCUGUUGUAUGAUACUGUACAAAGUGAACUAGAAGAGAAGAUUAGAAGACUUGAAGAAGACAGGCAUAGCAUUGACAUUACCUCAGAAUUAUGGAAUGAUGAGUUACAGUCCAGGAAGAAAAGGAAGGAUCCAUUUAGUCCAGAUAAGAAGAAACCUGUUGUUGUAUCAGGCCCCUAUAUAGUUUAUAUGUUACAAGACCUUGAUAUACUUGAAGACUGGACAACAAUAAGGAAGGCAAUGGCUACACUGGGGCCACACAGAGUAAAGCCAGAACCACCUGUCAAAUUAGAAAAGCAUUUACAUAGUGCUAGAUCUGAAGAAGGAAGACUCUAUUAUGAUGGAGAGUGGUAUGGACGUGGACAGACGAUAUGCAUUGAUAAGAAAGAUGAAUGUCCUACAAGUGCCAUAAUUACAACGAUUAACCAUGAUGAAGUUUGGUUUAAAAGACCGGAUGGAAGCAAGUCCAAGCUGUAUAUUUCUCAGCUACAGAAAGGAAAGUAUUCAAUAAAGCAUAACCACAACUGACCAUUGUUAACCAGAUAUGAAACAAGUGGUAUUGCCAUGCUUGAUGUGCCAUGGGGUGAAAGUUGUAUUUAAUAGUGUUUUGUAUUCCUUAUAAAGUUACAGCAGUAUCUGAUGUGUAUUUGUAGUGCUGUAUGUAAACUUCAUAUGGAUGGCCUUCUGAAACCUGAGGAUGUUAAAUCAUGUUGACAGACAUUUUACCUCUAAAUUGGGUCCAGUGCCUAAGAUAUGAAGUAUACUCCUCAAGUAUAAUGGCUCAGAACUCCUCAUAUUUGUAAAAUGAAAAAAAAAAGAAAAGAAAAAAAAAUUGUUGUUUUUUUUUUCCAUUGGUGACCAGUUGAUGUGAUAAAAAUAAUAACCAUAACUACCAGCAACUCGCUUUGUUUUCAGUGAACAUGUCAUGCUUCUCUUGUGGAUGUAAAUUUAGCCUGUUCAGCUGUUGCUUUUGGAAGAUUGUAACAUGCAUAAGCAUUCUUUUAUCCAAAGUGGACCGAUUUAUUAAAGUUAUUGCCCUCGACAGCUCUGCUAGUACUGACUGUGUUAUAUUUUGUAAGGUUUACUAUAUUGCUUGUAAUAAGACAAAGCCAAUAUUUUGAGCUACAUUUUUUGAGGAGCACUUUUCUAGUUUAGGACCCUAUUCUAUAGUAAACAAAUCAUUGGUGAUUUUUUUUUUUUCUUUUUCUUCUUUCCCAGGUUGCCAGCAAAAUGUAUGCAUAAAGUAGACAGUGUUGCUCCAACCUGUGUUAUAUGUAGCCCACAAAGAACGACUGCGGGGAUGGUUAUGUAAAUACUGUUGCAUGCUCUGCUUGUUUGGUCCACAGUUGUAUGAAAUAUUACGAAUCUUUUUUUCAAAAGGAAAAUACUUCCCUAGAAAUCACAUAUCUGGGAAAAUUUACACUGACUUUUUCGCCAAACACUGUUUUAUAAAUUUCUGUACCCUACUUCAUCUUAUUGUACACCAGAAUUAUUUCAUGCAGUUUAGAAAGCUGAAUUUCUCUUAAAUCUUGCUGUUUAAGCCGCGGAGAAAAGUCCUAAAUUCUUGAUGUUAACUGUGAUGUGCUUAGAACAUCUAGAAUGAUAGAUGGGAUUACUGAAGAAUUAUUAAUGCGUUGGUUGUGUGCACUUUAAUCUCCACUUAUGGUGAUUCUUCUUGGAGAAAGAAAGUAUCCAUUUGCUUUAAAUGAUCACAGCAAAUAAGUAUUUUUAUUGUAACAUAUAAAUGUUUUAUUCCUAUAUUAAUUGUCUCUUCUAGUGCAGGGUGGUAACUACUUUCCAAAUGCCAAAUCAGUUUCUGCUGAGUGAUGCUUUUCUACAAUUGUAUGACAAUAUUAAUCAAAUGUACAUAAAGUAUCAAUUGACAUGUUAGCUUUUAACAAUAUGAACUGUAUGUAUACAGUUGUUUGAUAAAGUUUUUGUAAUAAAAUAUUUGUAUUUUUUAACUUAGUAUAUAAAUAAAUCAUCUGUGGUAGUGGA